AUGGAGGGGGUACCGGUGGAGUUUAGGGCUCUUGACGUAGACUUGCCGGAGCUGCAGGGAGACACCGCUGAAAUUUCCAGAGCCAAAUGCCUGGCGGCUGUCAGCAAACACCGCAGCAGCAGCAGCAGCAGCAGCAGCAACGGCAGCAGCAGCAACGGCAGCAGCAGCGAGCUACCUGAGUUUGUAUUUACAGAAGAUACUGCGCUUUGCUUCAACGCCCUAGGAGGGCUGCCAGGUCCUUACGUGGACUGCAUCUUUGAAGAGCGCAGCUCAAAGAAGACCUUCGGAGAGAUGUCGACGGAGGAGAAGGCGGGGGUUUCGCACAGAGGCCGCGCAAUGAAGCAGCUGAAAGAAUUCUUGCUAAAGGCCACCGCUUAA
Messenger RNA from Eimeria acervulina, 378 nucleotides. Its product is annotated as inosine triphosphate pyrophosphatase, putative. The coding region runs from base 1 to 378 and encodes 125 amino acids. Gene Ontology annotation, molecular function: nucleoside triphosphate diphosphatase activity. The record is from RefSeq and is a predicted model, not a curated record. NCBI's taxonomy places the organism in Eukaryota, Apicomplexa, Conoidasida, Eucoccidiorida, Eimeriidae. The transcript has 4 exons. Gene Ontology annotation, biological process: nucleoside triphosphate catabolic process. Gene Ontology annotation, cellular component: cytoplasm.